Molecule: messenger RNA, 2631 nt
Organism: Nerophis lumbriciformis (worm pipefish)
Lineage: Eukaryota; Metazoa; Chordata; Actinopteri; Syngnathiformes; Syngnathidae
Gene: oit3
Product: oncoprotein induced transcript 3
Molecular function (GO): calcium ion binding
Source: RefSeq, a predicted model, not a curated record
UAAAAGAACCAAACUUCAUGAAUGUUUUUUGUGACCAACAAGUAUGUGCUCCAAUCACUCUAUCACAAAAAAAUAAGAGUUGUAGAAAUUAUUGGAAAUUCAAGACAGCCAUGACAUUAUGUUCUCUACAAGUGUAUGUAAACUUUUGAUCGCGACUGUAUAUUCACUGGCCCUCUAAAGGCAGCCCCAAUUGCGAUGUGGCCCCCACUAAAAGUAAGUUUGACACCCUGCUUUCAAUAUGGCUGGAAUUCCUAAAUGAUGAAUGCUUUGUUUGCCAUGGAAGUCAUUUUAAAGGCAAUAUUUUUGAUGCAAAUCUUGCAUUGUCUCAACAUUUGCAGCAGUGUAGUUUAUGUGUACAGUGCUGCCCGAGCCAGGAAAUCAAUCAUUGUCUUAUUUGCAGGAGUAGUCACAAAAAAAAAAAAAAAAAAAAAAAAAAAAGUGGCAUUUUCCACCUCAUUUCCCUUAAACAGCCUCUUGGAUUAAUGUCUUCAUUGAUUUAAUUACAUAAAGGAGAGACUCGGGUUAGCUCCAGUUUGUGGUUUCUUCUUAAUGACUAAGAAUGAUCAGUAAUGGACAGUAAACGCUGCACAAUCUUCACUAGCAGGCAAAGUGCCGCACAAUGACUGUGACCUUUUGUGCAGCGAAGGGAAGAGUUUGAAGGAUGUUCCGUGUGAAACAAUUGGAGGAUGAUUCAGCCAACAGGAGGUCAAGGUGAGACAUGACAGUGUCACACAAACAGAUAGGAGGUUCCUAUUAAAAACAGACUCCCCCUAAGGAUAAACAAAAAGGCACUAUUAGAUUCUGACCCGCCAUAUGAUUUUGCACGAUCAUCUUCUCAACAUGAUACUUUUUGUGGUUACUAUUCUGCUGCAAGAGGCUUUUCAGGUCACAGCUGCCAAGAGUGCAGUGCACAACUGCGCACACAACAAGGAGACGAAGCAGAAGAAUGAGGAAGAUACAGCCAUGGCGACGCCGACGACGACCUUGGACCCUUGCUCUGCCUACAGCAGCCUGAAUGAGCCAUGGAGGAACACCGACUAUCACAUCAAUCAGUCCUCCGGGGUGCCUCUGUGCGACAACCACAUGUCCGGAGAGUGGUACCGCUUCACCGGCAUGGCAGGGGACGCCAUGCCCACCUUCUGCAUCCCCGAGAACCACUGCGGCACUCACGCUCCCGUCUGGCUCAACGGCAGCCACCCUCAGCCGAAGGAAGGCGUGGUCACGCUUCCUGUGUGUGCCAGCUUCGGGGACGACUGCUGCCAGUGGAACGCCAGCGUGGACGUGAAGGCCUGCACUGGCGGGUACUUUGUGUACCGCCUGCCAAGACCUGCAGUUUGCUUCCAUGUGUACUGCGCUCACUUCUACGACAUCUGCGAUGACGUUCCAUGCGCCGGUCCAAGAUGUCCUGACUCGGAAUGUCGCUGUGCUCCUGGAACAGUUCUGGGACCGGACAGACAAACAUGCCUGGAUGUGAAUGAGUGCGAGACGGCCAAUGGUGGCUGUGCAGAGGUGUGUGUCAACACCAAAGGGUCCAGACGCUGCGAGUGUGGACCAGGCCGAGUGCUUGAAGAGAAUGGGGUCAACUGUAAAGAGAUGGCAGCAGGUUGCCAUGUCAACAAUGGAGGCUGCAGCCAUGGGUGUUCAUCCCUGCUUGACUCUCACCAGUGUCACUGUCCUAGGGGGCUGCAGCUGAGCAACGAUAAACGCACAUGUCAAGUGCCAGUCCAGUGUGACCCCAGCAGUAUUACAGUGUCAGUACCAAAGGACCUGGUUGGAGGUCUGGACCUCUUCUUGUCCAACUCCUCAUGUGUUGGUGUCUCCAAUGGUACACACGUCAACCUGAGCUUCAGCCUGAAGACAUGUGGUACUGUUGUGCAGGUCACAGAAGACAAGAUAGUGGGCACCAACUUGGUGACGGGCCUCCCCAGGUCCAGUCCUGGUAGCAGCAUGGACCUGAUAGUCCGCACUAGUAAAUUAGUGCUGCCAGUCACCUGUGAGUUCCCCAGAGAGUACCGAGUGUCUGAUGGUUAUCAGGCCAGUCAGCGCAGCGCCGACCUGCAGCUGGCGGGCCACAGUCAGGGCGUCUUCCCCUUCUCGCUGGAGCUCUUCAAGAGCGCCCAGUUCUCCGAGCCUUACCGCACGCCGCCCCAGCUGCGCCUUCACGACUCCCUCUUCUUCGGCGUGGAGCCCAAAGAGCGAGUGGAGGGUCUCUCUGCUCUGGUAGAAAGCUGCUUCGCCACGCCAGGACCCAAAGCUGACCAGGCCAUCAAGUACUACCUCAUCAAAGACGGGUGCAUCUCUGAUGAAACAGUGACUCAGUACUCAUCCAAGGACCAACUCUCCAAGCACUACCAGGUUCCUGUCUUCAAGUUCAUCGGCAAGGAAAACCGGCAGGUCUUCCUCCACUGUCAGGUGUUGGUGUGCAGCCUGGAGGACUCUCGCUGUGCUCAGCCUUGUCGGGGACGCUUCCGUCGGGAUGUGCCAUCUCAGGAGCGGCACACGCUGAGCGGAGGCCCCAUCUUCAUCCAACCAGACGGAUUCGAACUCCAGGGACAUGUUUGACUCACAGAUGUUUCAUUGAGCACAUUGUUCUUGUGGUAAAACGUCAUUUUCCAUAACUGCUCAUGAUGG